UACGUAUAAUUGCUUGAAUUAGCACUGACAUUGUAAAGAACAGUGAUAAAAAUAUUGCAAAUGAAGUCAUCAAAACACGUAAUAAAUUAUUGUUUAUCUUAAGGUAGAUUGUGUUGAUAACAAUAUUAGCUUCGUCCACUCAGUCGAGGUACGCGUGUUUUGUUGAGCGUACGUACGACACGGCGAACUAAUCUCCGUCUGACUUCAUAGUGCACAAAUAGACGCAUGUGUUUAUAUUGUACAGUUACUUGUGGCACAACAUGGGAGUUCCCAUGGUUAAUAAGUGUUGCUAUUGUGUCAGUCUACACAAGGGAACGCUAAUCAUUGCCUACGCGUAUACAGUAUGGGCGCUUCUGGAGCUGACAGCGUAUUGUUUGCUGGUGACGCUUGCACCUCUGGGCCGCGAGGGCGCCAUCUCCGCAAACAAACACGCUCUCUACGUCACUGCGGCGGCAGUCAGCGGGGUGCACCUGCUAUGCUCUUUGCUGCUCAUUAUAGCAGCAUAUAAGAAGUUGGCGUCGCUCACAUUACCGUGGACGAUAGUGACAGGCAUCCUCACUGCGAUUUUCUUCGUGAUGUGUCUGACGGGCAUCAGUCUCAUCCUUCAGGACUCCGGAGAGAUGCUGGGCGUUGAGGCCGUCGUCAUCUUCGUGCAUCUCAUGAGAGCUUGUGUGUCAGUGUACUGCAUAGUGAUAGUGCACAGCCGGCACAAGCAGAUCAUGUACGAGGAGGACGAGCAGAGGUUCCAGCACUCGGCGCGCCUCUACAAGGCGGUGCGCACCUCAGAACCUGCUGCGUGAAGCGCUGGAGAUGUUCUACACGCUACUUGAAUGUGGGCGCAAAUAGCAAUGCAAAGAAUGAAUACUCACAGUAUGGAAUGCGUUCAAACUAAAUAGCUAAACUGAUUUGUUUCAUCAGACUAGCGAAGUGUCCAAAGUCUAGAAGUUAUAAAUCUGGCGACAAAAAAAUUAAAUUUAUAUUAAAAAUGCUUUAGUCGUAUGUCAUAUUUUAUAGUUUUAAUAAAUAUGUAGAUAGAUAAUUAUUAUAGAUAUAUAAUUUUAAAAUUAUCUUAUUGUAAUAGCUCAGCAUCUUGUAAUACCAAUUAGUGAAUUUGAUUAAAUGGUUACAAAUAUUGAAAUUAUGUUGGGCUGUGGUUAAUUUUAAAUCUCAUUA
This is a messenger RNA of Papilio xuthus (Asian swallowtail), 1173 nucleotides long. RefSeq lists its product as uncharacterized. Bases 261 to 800 code for a protein of 179 amino acids. Lineage: Eukaryota; Metazoa; Arthropoda; Insecta; Lepidoptera; Papilionidae. The transcript has 4 exons. The record is from RefSeq and is a predicted model, not a curated record.